AUGAAGCGCAGCCGGAAUGGAAGCUCGUCGCGCAAUCGCGACGGCCAAGUUGCGGACAACGAUGGAAUUGAAGACGACGGAGAAGAGCCUCGAUCGGCGAUCUUCAGCAUCGGGUUUCCGGUGAGAGCUGGGAGGUAUAAUCCGGUGAAAUUGGGGGAUUUUUUGGAGCGCUGUUACUACUGCAAGGACCUGAUCCCUCGCAACACGGAGGUCUUUAUGUACGGCAUUCUUUGUGCAUUCUGCACAAUCCAAUGCCGUGACCUUCAGAUCGCCAAAGAUCGUGCGGCCAGGAGAAAUCCAGCACGCGUCGAGUUUACCGCAAAUCAAGGCCACGAGUCUACAAUGUGA
This is a messenger RNA of Striga hermonthica, 348 nucleotides long. The record is from the annotation of a GenBank genome assembly. Lineage: Eukaryota; Viridiplantae; Streptophyta; Magnoliopsida; Lamiales; Orobanchaceae.